GCGAAUCCGGGCCUACAGAAUAUCCCCGACCAAUCGCAUGAUGCUUCAAGCAGCCGUCCUUGACAUCCGGUGAAGUCUUCUGUGAACGUACUGGCGGGAGAGGGUUGCAGCAGUAAUGGCGAAGGUACAAGUUUCAAACGUUGCUGUUCUGGAUAACCCGAGUCCUUUUGGAAACCCCUUCCAAUUCGAGAUCACGUUCGAGUGCAUGGAAGACCUGCCCGAAGAUUUGGAAUGGAAGAUCAUUUACGUGGGUUCAGCAGAGAGCGAGGAGUAUGAUCAGACUCUCGACUCGGUCCUUGUGGGCCCAGUUCCUGCUGGAAGGCAUAUGUUUGUGUUCCAGGCAGAUGCGCCGAACACAGCUUUGAUCCCGGAGAGCGAUGCGGUGGGCGUGACUGUGGUGCUGAUCACCUGCACGUAUCACGGACAGGAGUUCAUUCGCAUCGGGUACUACGUCAACAACGAGUACACGGACCCAGAGCUGCGGGAGAACCCACCCGUCAAACCUGACUACACACAGCUCCAGCGAAACAUCCUGGCAUCCAACCCACGCGUUACACGCUUCCACAUCAACUGGGAGGCCUGUGCUGAGAGGAUGGAGGACUCUGAAAAUGUGGAUCCCACCCCCAACACAAUGCUUCCCCCCUCCUUGCCCCCUGGCAAAGCCCCAGCCCUAAACUUGAUGCCCGACAACUCUAUGGACUGCUUAUAGGGAGACCUCUGCAAACACAACUAGGCAUGCACAGACAGAACAGCAAUGUGCAUAAACCCCCUACAUGCACCCAUGCAGACGCGCACAUACACACACAUUUUUGCCUUACAGCACUUAACACACUGUGGCUCGAAAGCCCCCCCUCCCCCAUCGAGGUGUUGUGGCCUGGUCCUCCUUACCUGCAGGGGGCAGAGCCCUCCACAGAGGAUAGAGUCUCUGGACUACAGCCUAAUACAGGGCUCCUUGAUCAUAUCCAGAAAGGGUGCAGACUUCUGUUCCAACCAAGCGGUUGCACACCUGUUUCUACAAAUCAACAACUAGCGGCUUUGCUAAAGACCAGCCCUUUCUGGAUAAGAUUGCGGACCCCUGGCCUAAUCUAUCUGCUGUCAUUACACAAUAAUUUGAUUAUUUUCUGUGAAUUGAGCCCAUUUUUUUAUUUUAAGAAGAAAGUCUAAAGCUUUUAUUUAGUUUAACUGACUCUCAUUGUAGGAAGAUCCCAAAUGAAGGAUUACGAUGAAUGAGUCUGUGUGUCUGUCUGUCUGUUUGUUAAUUCACCAGCCACAACCCAAACAGUCUCGGGUUAACUCUCUUUCCAAGCCAUUUGUAAUAAUCGGUGGUCAAGACGAUGGUUGAACUGCAGUCGGUCUGCUUUUUACUGAUUGAAUCAGCAGGAGGGGAAAAAAAGCCAUGUGCGUUUGGGGAUAGACCUCUUUUCACUGAGAAAAUGAUCAUUUCCAGGUGGGGUUUGGGGAACGAUGAGGGUAGGAGUUUGAUACCACUUACUCCAGCAGCCCUCUCCUCUGGUUUUUUGUUUUUUUGGGGCUGUGACCUUCAAAGGGCUUCCAUACCUGUGUUUUGUUUCUGGGUUAAUCUUGUGUAACCUGGGUUCACCGGGUUGUGUUGUGGUCAGGGCUCAGUACCAUGCACUGGUGCAGACAUUUUGGGGUUGGCUUACUGAUGGGUCUUCGGGGGAAGAGAUGCUUCAUUUAUUUUUUUUAUUUUUUUGUAUUAUGUACAUACUUUUUUCUUUGUCUUUCAAAAAUGAACAGACCUCUUUUUUUGUAUUGUGCUGUAUUGUAGUGAAAAAACUUUAUAAAAUCUUAAGACAAUGAAAAUAAAAUAUUUGUUUUUGUUUUAAAAAA
Molecule: messenger RNA, 1851 nt
Organism: Conger conger (European conger)
Lineage: Eukaryota; Metazoa; Chordata; Actinopteri; Anguilliformes; Congridae
Product: histone chaperone asf1b-B-like
Exons: 5
Coding region: 116-709 (197 amino acids)
Biological process (GO): DNA replication-dependent chromatin assembly
Cellular component (GO): nucleus
Molecular function (GO): histone binding
Source: RefSeq, a predicted model, not a curated record